CCCGCCACUAGAAACCAAUCCCCAAAGCAAUGGCCUCCGUCGUCUCCCUCCGAACCCCAGCCCCGCCUCCUCCACCUCCUCGCCACUCCGCGCCUCCCGCCCGCGCAAAAGUGAUUCUCCGAUGCCGAGCGCGACCGAUUCCACCAUCGGGACACAACGCCCUUUCCGAUGAAAGAACCCGUUUUAGCUUCAGCGAACGAUCUGGAACCAAGAGGAGAGAAGCGUUGCUUCAGAUAUUUCUCUCUGCGAUCUCCUUCCCGUUUAUAGCUGACAAUGCUUCAGCUGAGACUGUAGAUCUGCAGCAGAGUUUUCGCAUGUAUGAGGAUGAGACGAAUAAGUUUCGAAUAUCGAUUCCCCAAGAUUGGUUACUUGGUGCAGGUGAAGCUAAUGGGAUUAAGUCAAUCACUGCAUUUUACCCUGAAGGAACUUCUGAUUCAAAUGUCAGCGUUGUGAUCACUGGGCUUGGUCCAGAUUUCACCAGAUUAGAAUCUUUUGGCACAGUAGAUGCCUUUGCAGAAACCCUGGUAAGUGGGUUGGAUCGAAGCUGGAAAAGACCCCCAGGGCUGGCAGCGAAACUAAUUAACUCUAAAGCAGCAAAUGGGCUGUAUUACAUUGAAUAUACGUUGCAAUUUCCUGGGGAGAGAUGCAGGCACAUACUGUCAGCCAUUGGAAUGGCAUCCAAUGGUUGGUACAAUAGACUGUAUACAGUUACAGGCCAGUUUAUGGAGGAUGAAUCAGAGAAGUACAGAUCCCAAAUUGAGAAGUCUGUUUCAUCAUUCAGAUUGAUAUGAGAAGGCAACAUAAACAACAAAAUGGCGACUGCAGUUUUUGUGCCGAAGAAAUGGAUGCAUCAUGUCUUUUUUCACUGGCAAAUGUUGCAAGCUUUUAGGCCUGAGUUCCAUUAUAAUCUUUUAUCCUCCUAGUUUUUCUGGGUAAUUUGGUUGGUUAAUAACAGCUUUUUCCUUCUCGUUCCAUUAUAAACGUUGAUCUUGUGGUUGUGGGCUGAUGUAUCUCAGUCAUCAAAACAAUAAAUAAUGCCAGGUUUGUGGAUAAUAUGUAAACAUGGAAUUGCUUGUAAAUA
Phoenix dactylifera (date palm) is the source of this 1081-nucleotide messenger RNA. RefSeq names its product Photosystem II reaction center PsbP family protein. NCBI's taxonomy places the organism in Eukaryota, Viridiplantae, Streptophyta, Magnoliopsida, Arecales, Arecaceae. Gene Ontology annotation, molecular function: calcium ion binding. Gene Ontology annotation, cellular component: photosystem II oxygen evolving complex; photosystem II; extrinsic component of membrane. The record is from RefSeq and is a predicted model, not a curated record. Gene Ontology annotation, biological process: photosynthesis.